GUAUUGAUCGCUUGACUGAUUUUGGUGGGGCUGUUUGCCCUUCAACAUUUUGGGACACACAGGGUUGGCUUUGUUUUUGCUCCGAUCUUGUUAGCAUGGCUCAUAUGCAUGAGUCUGGUUGGUUUAUACAACAUAAUACAUUGGAAUCCAGGAAUUAUCAGAGCUCUUUCACCAUAUUAUGUAGAUUUCUUUUUCAAAAAGGCUGCAAAAGAUGGAUGGAGUUCUCUUGGAGGAGUUGUUCUGUGCAUCACAGGUGCAGAGGCCAUGUUUGCUGAUCUUGGUCAUUUUUCUCAGCUUUCUAUUCAGAGGCUGUAUUUUGGCCAAUAUUGGUCAUCGCCACCCACAGCUGUGGCAAGUCAGACAAUUAUUUCCACUACUUUCUCAAUAAUCAGCCAAUUUAGAGCGCUGAGGUGCUUCCCUCGUGUCAAAGUAAUACACGCAUCAAGCCAGAUACAUGGGCAGAUCUAUAUAUCAGAGGUGAACUGGAUCUUGAUGGUUCUGUGCAUUGCCAUUGCUGUUGGCUUCAGAGACAAAGAUAUGAUAGGCAAUACUUACAGUACAAUCUCUGUGCUCUCCUUUGCUCUCAAUUUCUCUUUCUAUAUCUCCUAUCUAGUCAAAGUGGUAUAUUUGUUUUCUACUAGGUCUUCCGGUCAUCGCGGUAAUGUUUGUUACCACCUGCUUGGUGUUUCUUUUAUUUUUGGAUCUUUGGAAUUGUUGUAUGUUACUGCUUGUUUUGGCAAAGUCCACAAGGGGUGCUAG
Mangifera indica (mango) is the source of this 759-nucleotide messenger RNA. Its product is annotated as probable potassium transporter 13. Gene Ontology annotation, biological process: potassium ion transmembrane transport. The record is from RefSeq and is a predicted model, not a curated record. Gene Ontology annotation, cellular component: membrane. The coding region runs from base 109 to 759 and encodes 216 amino acids. Gene Ontology annotation, molecular function: potassium ion transmembrane transporter activity. NCBI's taxonomy places the organism in Eukaryota, Viridiplantae, Streptophyta, Magnoliopsida, Sapindales, Anacardiaceae. The transcript is spliced from 4 exons.